Molecule: messenger RNA, 3895 nt
Organism: Oncorhynchus kisutch (coho salmon)
Lineage: Eukaryota; Metazoa; Chordata; Actinopteri; Salmoniformes; Salmonidae
Product: zinc finger and SCAN domain-containing protein 2-like
Exons: 2
Coding region: 256-1551 (431 amino acids)
Biological process (GO): regulation of DNA-templated transcription
Molecular function (GO): DNA-binding transcription factor activity, RNA polymerase II-specific; RNA polymerase II cis-regulatory region sequence-specific DNA binding
Source: RefSeq, a predicted model, not a curated record
CUGAUGCUCGUUGCGUGACGUAUAAUCUAGUGGACGGGACGGGACAUUUCUUCAACAAGGACAACAGGCUACUGAUUGAACCACAUCGGUUGUUCGCUAGCAAACAUAAAACCGGUAAUAUUUAGACAAUUUGUGCUUAUAUUAACCUCAGUUUUUUAAACACACCGUCUGCGAAUUUACUAGUUACUUUAAUAUUUACAUUGUCAGCUAGCUAGCUGUUUUAGUUAGCACUAGGAUAGUCUAACGUUCCCGACCAUGAGUUCACUAUCCUACACCCCACCUGCUAAAGAAGAGGAGGACUGCUGGACGGAGAAAGAAGCUCCCGUGAAAGAGGAGAAGGAAGAGGAGGCUAUCACGGUUAAAAAGGAAGUAGGGGGUGAGGCUGUUUCAGUGAAAGAGGCAGACGUUUCAGUGAAAGAGGAGGUGGAUGUUACUGUGGAAGAAGAGGAAGGCGCGUUCAGAGUGAAAGAAGAGGAGGAUCAGAUUACUGUCACAGUUAUAGAGGAGGAAGAAGAGAAUAAUGGAGAUCUGAUUAACACCAGAGAGAGACAAGACUCUCACUCUGACAGCGAAAAGUGUCUUUCAGAAGAACCAGAGACGUCCAAACCAGCAAGACGACGCCACUCUUCCCAGUGUGGAAAGAGUUUGACCAAGUUAGGGAGCCUUAAAAACCACGAGAUUACACACACAGGAGAAAAGUCCUACCAAUGUUCCCAGUGUGGAAAGAGUUUUACAAGGUUUUGGAACCUAAAAGAACAUGUGAGGACACACACAGGGGAAAAACCUCAUCACUGCUCCCAGUGUGGAAAGAGUUUUAUCCGGUUAAGCCACCUGAAAGAACACAAGAGAACGCACACAGGCGAGAAGUCUUAUUACUGCUCCCAAUGUGGAAAAGGUUUUAUCCAGUUAAGGAAAUUGAAAAUGCAUGAAAUGACGCAUACAGGGGAGAAGCCCUACCACUGCUCCCAGUGUGAAAAUAGAUAUGUUUCAUCAGGAGCCCUGAAGUCACAUAAGAGAACACACACAGGGGAGAAGCCAUACCUCUGUUCCCAGUGUGGCAAGAGUUUUAGCUGGCCAGGGCAACUGAAAGAGCACGAGAGGACACACACAGGAGUGAAGCCUUACUAUUGCUCCCUGUGUGGAAAGAGUUUUACCCAUUUAGGGAACUUAAAAAGGCAUAAAAGAUCACAUGCUGUAGAGAAGCCGUAUCAAUGCUCCCAGUGUGAAAACUUGUUUUUAUCACCAUGGGACCUGAAAAAACAUGAGAGAACCCACUCUGUAGAGAGGCCUUUCAAAUGCUCUCAGUGUGGAAAGAGAUUUAUCCAGCGUUGUCAUUUGAAAGCGCAUGAAAAAAUACACACAGGCGAAAAACCAUUGUGCUCUCAUUGUGGAAAGAGUUUUACCCAGUUAGGGAGCCUAAAAGAGCACGAGAGGACACACACUGGAGAGAAGCCAUACCACUGUUCCCGGUGUGGAAAGAGUUUUACCCGGUUAUGGUGCCUGAAAGCACAUGAGAGAAUGAAGAAGCUGUGUUCUGACUUAAGUUUUUGACUGAGAAUUUUGUGUUUUUGUUCAUGUCACGUAAAAUCAACUUGGUUCGAUGAUAGAAUCCUUAGUUGCUGCCUACUUUUCUUAAACUUCUAAAUUAAUGAUACUCAUUGAUUCUUGAUGAACAUAACUUAUAAAAUGCCUCAUGAGCUUAGUUCAACUGUCAUACUCAGAUUCCAAAAUACCCACUUGAUUUGCACCAAUGUUUUGUAAACAAUGUAAAUGUAAACACACAUUGUAUGAGCCUCAAAACAUAUUAUAGUUUAAACUAUAAUUUUGGGUCAAACUAAAGAUUCUAGCUUUAAAGGUCCAAUGCAGCCUGUUUUUAAAAACAUCUCGAUAUCAAAUCAUUUCUGGGUAAUAUUUAGGUCCCUUACUGUAAAAUUUAGGUACCUUACUGUAAUAUUUAGGGACCUUACUGUAAUAUUUAGGUCCCUUACUGUAAUAUGUAAGUCCCUUACUGUAAUAUUUAGGUCCCUUACUGUAAUAUUUAGGUCCCUUACUGUAAAAUUUAGGUACCUUACUGUAAUAUUUAGGUACCUUACUGUAAUAUUUAGGGACCUUACUGUAAUAUUUAGGUCCCUUACUGUAAUAUGUAAGUCCCUUACUGUAAUAUUUAGGUCCCUUACUGUAAUAUUUAGGUACCUUACUGUAAUAUUUAGGUACCUUACUGUAAUAUUUAGGUCCCUUACUGUAAUAUUUAGGUCCCUUACUGUAAUAUUUAGGUCCCUUACUGUAAUAUUUAGGUCCCUUACUGUAAUAUUUAGGUACCUUACUGUAAUAUUUUUCAAUUUCAAAUGGUCAAAACCAAAAUAACUUCUUAGCAAAGAGCAAUUUCUCAAUUGCAAGAAUUGUGAUGGUACUGAGUGGGGAGGGAACAACUGAACUAGCUCUUAUUGACAGAGAGGUUUUUCAUAUUGAUUUGAUAACUAAUUACCUGCCUGAUGAUGAUAUCAAGUACGCCAACGUGUCAUCCUUCCAAAACAGGCUGAAAUUUCAGGCGGUCUUUUGAAACAGCUCUUACACUGAAAGGACAUGAUCAUCAUUUCCACAGUAUUAUUCCAACCUCAGUGUGGACAUAUUUAUAAACACACACGUUUCUGACUCUGCACUGGGCCUUUUAAAAACGCCUUUUCAACAAUACAUGUGUUAAGUCUUUUUUAUCUAAAGACAUGAAUUGAAAAACUGAAGUAUGGCAGUUUUAAUAGCGAGCGCGACAGUUUCAAUUUGUACACUCUCUGUGAUUCAAUGGUCCUUUACAAACUCUGGCUCUUCUAUGGGUUUGUCUGUGUGACAGUUUCAAUUUGUACACUCUCUGUGAUUCAAUGGUCCUUUACAAACUCUGGCUCUUCUAUGGGUUUGUCUGUGUGACAGUUUCAAUUUGUACGCUCUCUGUGAUUCAAUGGUCCUUUACAAACUCUGGCUCUUCUAUGGGUUUGUCUGUGUGACAGUUUCAAAUUGUACGUUCUCUGUGAUUAAAUGGUCCUUUACAAACUCUGGCUCUUCUAUGGGUUUGUCUGUGUGACCGUUUCAAUUUGUACGCUCUCUGUGAUUAAAUGGUCCUUUACAAACUCUGGCUCUUCUAUGGGUUUGUCUGUGUGACAGUUUCAAUUUGUACGUUCUCUGUGAUUAAAUGGUCAUUUACAAACUCUGGCUCUUCUAUGGGUUUGUCUGUGUGACAGUUUCAAUUUGUACGCUCUCUGUGAUUCAAUGGUCCUUUACAAACUCUGGCUCUUCUAUGGGUUUGUCUGUGUGACAGUUUCAAUUUGUACGCUCUCUGUGAUUAAAUGGUCCUUUACAAACUCUGGCUCUUCUAUGGGUUUGUCUGUGUGACAGUUUCAAUUUGUACGUUCUCUGUGAUUAAAUGGUCAUUUACAAACUCUGGCUCUUCUAUGGGUUUGUCUGUGUGACAGUUUCAAUUUAUACGCUCUCUGUGAUUAAAUGGUCCUUUACAAACUCUGGCUCUUCUAUGGGUUUGUCUGUGUGACAGUUUCAAUUUGUACGCUCUCUGUGAUUAAAUGGUCCUUUACAAACUCUGGCUCUUCUAUGGGUUUGUCUGUGUGACAGUUUCAAUUUGUACGCUCUCUGUGAUUAAAUGGUCCUUUACAAACUCUGGCUCUUCUAUGGGUUUGUCUGUGUGACAGUUUCAAUUUGUACUCUCUCUGUGAUUCAAUGGUCCUUUACAAACUCUGGCUCUGGCUGUUCUAUGUGUGUGUCUGUGUGACUGAGUGGACCUCCUUCUUCAAGCACUACAAAUCAUCUAUUGUUUACAUUUGAGUUGCAUAUGUAUCUUACAGAGUGUGGCUUUAAGGGAAUAUUUGGUCACAUCUACAUGUAAAUUAAAAAA